UCACUGACAGUUUUGCGACUAGGCUACUAGUUAUAAUCCAGCACGUGGGCUUUCGCGUGGCUUCCAGUGAUUCAUAACAACCGCAAAACAUGGUUCCAUGUGCGUAGUCUACGUGUGAACGAACCAUUGAUUUUACUGGUCGAUGUAUAUGCACAGUUAUUCUUUGAUCUUCUAAGACAAGACAUUUAAUUAGAAAGAAGGUUAAAUGCGAAGACAUUUUUAUUAAUUUAUGCAAUGAGCAUUCUUGCUGGUUCGAAAUGUUACCGAUUCAUGGCGGCUGCUAUUUGCCACAAGUGUCAGUGGAACAUUUUACGUUUUCGCCACGAAUGUCUGAACAGCAGCCACGUUUUUCGCCGGACACAGUUUAACGCAGUCAAUGAGCCAAACACCGGUGUCAGUGAGGAGUUAUGGAACUUUGAAGACAAGUUGUUCAACUAUCUGUCUGACAACAAUGGAAAAGUCUCUGUUGACCGAUUCUUGUCUGUGUUAUUCAGCACGGGACUCACAAAGAAGGAUCCCAGAUUGAAGGAAUGCAUACAGAAGAUAAAUAGCGUCAGGACCGAUCUGGCAAAGUCAGGACACGAGGGCGUCGUCAGCCUGGACAAAGAGAAGUUUCGAUUCUGCAUAUCGGACAACAAUCUUCUCAUAGCAAAAGCAUUCCAAAACAAGUUUGUGAUUCCUGAGUUUCCAGACUUCUGUCAACAGAUUGAGAAACUCUACUGGAAAGUGAAGGCCAACACAUCGGGAAAGGUGGCGUCUUACAUCCCUCAGCUCAGUCGGUACAGUCCAGAUUUAUGGGGAGUUAGCAUCUGUACAGUGGAUGGCCAGAGGUAUUCGAUAGGCGAUUUAUCCGUGCCAUUCUGUCUCCAGUCAGUGAGUAAACCGAUGACCUACGCUCUCCUUCUCAAGGAACUGGGAUCCAGUCUUGUACACGAGUAUGUGGGGCAGGAGCCAAGUGGAGUGACGUUUAACCAUAUAUCUCUGAACCAUCUCAAUAAACCUCACAACCCUUUGAUAAACUCCGGUGCUUUAGUUGUGUGUUCCCUUCUUAGACAAGACAUGGAUCCCGCUGACAGAUUUGAUUUUACCUCCAAGUAUUUUAAAAUGAUGACAGGCAACGAAUACCUUGCUUUCAACAACUCAAUAUUUCUUUCUGAAAGGUUAUCUGCUGACAGGAAUUUUGCUUUGGGAUACUACUUACGGGAAAACAAGUGUUUUCCGGAAGGAACAAAUCUAAAAGAUAUUCUUGACUUUUACUUCCAACUUUGCUCUGUGGAAAUCACGUGCGAAUCUGGCGCAGUUAUCGGUGCCACGUUUGCUAAUGGAGGAAUCUGUCCCAUCACGGAUCACAAGAUCUUGGACAGUGACGCGGUGCGCAACACUCUCUCUCUGAUGCACUCCUGUGGCAUGUACGACUACUCGGGCCAGUUUGCCUUCAAGGUCGGCCUGCCAGCCAAGUCUGGAGUGUCUGGAGCAAUUCUCAUCGUGGUUCCAAACCUGAUGGGAAUCUGUAUCUGGUCUCCACCUCUAGACAUGUACGGAAACAGUUGCCGUGGGUUACAGUUUGCUGAGGAGCUGGUCCAGAUGUUCAACUUCCACAACUACGACAGCAUCUAUCACCAGAAGAAGUUGGAUCCGCGCCUGAGGAACACGACAUCACUGGCGAUGCUCGUUGUUGAAAUGUUGUUUUCAGCCAAGACUGGCGAUGUCACGUCUCUUAGACGGUGUGCUAUGUCUGGGAUGAACAUGUCGAUGUCGGAUUACGAUAGUCGGACGGCUCUGCAUGUUGCAGCAGCUGAGGGACACUUACCUGCCGUUGAGUUCCUGGUAGAGAAAUGUUCGGUGUCGCCGUUCCUCAAAGAUAGAUGGGGGUUUACACCUUUGGAUGAUGCAAAACGAUUUGAGAAGAAUGAUGUUGCAGAGUUUCUAGAGAAAAACAUGUCAUAGAACAAAAACAUAGGCAGACCUUUAUGGAGAAAAACAUCACAGGACAAACAUAUAGACAGACCUUUAUGAAGAAAAACAUCAUAGGACAAACAUAUAGGCAGACCUUUAUGGAGAAAAAGAUUGUAGGACAAACAUAGACAGACCUUUAUGGAGAAAAACAUCAUAGGACAAACAUAUAGACAGGCCUUUAUGAAUAAAAACAUCAUAGGACAAACAUAUAGGCAGACUUUUAUGAAUAAAAACAUCAUAGGACAAACAUAUAGGCAGACCUUUAUGGAGAAAAACAUCACAGGACAAACAUAUAGACAGACCUUUAUGGAGAAAAACAUCAUAGGACAAACAUAUAGGCAGACCUUUAUGGAGAAAAACAUCAUAGGACAAACAUAUAGGCAGACCUUUAUGGAGAAAAACAUCAUAGGACAAACAUAUAGGCAGACCUUUAUGGAGAAAAACAUCAUAGGACAAACAUAUAGGCAGACCUUUAUGGAGAAAAACAUCAUGGAGAAAAACAUCAUAGGACAAACAUAUAGACAGACCUUUAUGGAGAAACAUGUCAUAGCUAGACACAGUGUGUUAGAGAAAUAUCCGUCAUAUAGACAGGAUUUUGUUUUACAGACAGCAUAUACUAGAAAACUGUCAUAGCACAGUCUAGAGAAAAAUAUGUCAUAAACCAAACUUGAAGAAGAAUGUCAUAGACAACACUCGAUAGAAAAACAUAUCAUAGAUAGAACAUGCUUUAAAAAUAUGUCAUAGAUAAAUUUUGAAAAAUCAUGUCAUAGUCAGUAUAUAUGCUGAAGAAAAAUAUGUCACAGACGGUACCUGAUACAGAAACAUAUGUCAUAUGCAGUACCUGAUACAGAAACAUAUGUCAUAUGCAGUACCUGAUACAGAAACAUAUGUCAUAUGCAGUACCUGAUACAGAAACAUAUGUCAUAUGCAGUACCUGGUACAGAAACAUAUGUCAUAUGCAGUACCUGAUACAGAAACAUAUGUCAUAUGCAGUACCUGAUACAGAAACAUAUGUCAUAUGCAGUACCUGAUACAGAAAUAUAUGUCAUAUGCAGUACUUGAUACAGAAACAUAUGUCAUAUGCAGUACCUGAUAGAGAAACAUAUGUCACAUGCAGUACCUGAUAGAGAAACAUAUGUCAUAUGCAGUACCUGAUAGAGAAACAUAUGUCAUAAACCAUAAAGUUAAUAGAUAAUAUAUGCUAGUGAAAAAAAAGUCAUAGAAAAAACUUGAAGAAAUAUUUCGUAAACAUGCUUGACAAAACUAUGUCAUAGACAAUACAUUCUAGAGAAAAAAAAAUCAUAGACAAAAUAUGAAGAAACAUGUCGUAAACAUGCUAGACAAAACUAUGUCAUAGACAAAACGUGAAGACAGCAUUUGCUAGAUAAGUGUGUCAUAAACAGAACAAAAACACAUUGAGAACACUUUCUGAAUAAAUGUGCACAAGAAAGAUGUCAUGGAUAGCACUUGAUAGAAAGUAUGUCAGGAAGAGGACAGAUUGGAAAACAUGUUACAGACAGAAACGUAUUUUAUAUGGCACUUGUUGAAGAUACAUGUCAUAGAGAACACAUACUAGAGAAAUGUUCAUUAAUGAAAUGUCAUAGAGAAUACUUACUAGAGAAAUGUUUGUUAAUGAAACAUGCCAUAGAGAAUACUUACUAGAGAAAUGUUCGUUAAUGAAACAUGCCAUAGAGAAUACUUACUAGAGAAAUGUUUGUUAAUGAAACAUGCCAUAGAGAAUACUUACUAGAGAAAUGUUUGUUAAUGAAACAUCAUAGAGAAUUAUUACUAGAGAAAUGUUCGUUAAUGAAACAUGUCUUGGAUACAUGUAGUACUUGAAGAAAAAUAUGUCAUAGAUGGCACUUGCCAUAGAAAUAUCUUGUAUACAACAUUUAAUAUAGAAAUGUUAUAGACAACAUUUGAUUUAAACAAAUAUCAUAGGUAGCACUUAAUAGAGAAAAAUAUAGAAAUGUUGUAGACAACAUUUGAUAAAGAAAAAUAUCAUAGGUAGCAUUUAAUAGAGAAAAAUAUAGAAAUGUGAU
Molecule: messenger RNA, 3998 nt
Organism: Gigantopelta aegis
Lineage: Eukaryota; Metazoa; Mollusca; Gastropoda; Neomphalida; Peltospiridae
Product: glutaminase kidney isoform, mitochondrial-like
Exons: 15
Coding region: 235-1947 (570 amino acids)
Biological process (GO): L-glutamine catabolic process
Molecular function (GO): glutaminase activity; protein binding
Source: RefSeq, a predicted model, not a curated record